Molecule: messenger RNA, 1008 nt
Organism: Eimeria mitis
Lineage: Eukaryota; Apicomplexa; Conoidasida; Eucoccidiorida; Eimeriidae
Exons: 4
Coding region: 1-1008 (335 amino acids)
Cellular component (GO): RQC complex
Source: RefSeq, a predicted model, not a curated record
AUGUCGCUGCGCCACAUGCGGCGAACGGCGGCGCUGCGGCAGAGCGAUGGAAACCUCUCUUUAAUUGCGGUUUCUGAUUCUUCUGGUGAGGAUUCAUCGACGACAGCAGCUCAAUACAACUCAAAAACACAAAAGAAAUCUGUGUUUCUCGCCGCAGCAGCAGCACUCAGCAGCGACGAAGAAGAAGCAGACGAAGAAAGCCCCCCCUCUUCACCAGAAAGAGCUUCAGGUGUACAGACAGCUCCUCAGAACUCUGGCGAUGGAUCGAGCAGCCAGAGCAGCGGGAGAUCGCGCAGCAAAAACCGACGGAAACGGCGUUCUCCUGCUGCAGCAGCAGCAGCACCAGCAGCAGCAGCAGCAGCUGCUGCUGCUGCAUCUGCUGCAGGAGAAGCAGCAGCAACGCCAGAUGCAGCAGCAGCUGAGAGAGCAGCAGCUGCUUCUUCGUCUCCUUCUCUUCGUUUGGAUCCAUCAGAAGAAAGGGAACGACCGUCAGAAGCAAGUGAAGCAUCUCCCUCUCCUCCCGCCUCUCCCGCUGCUGCUGCUGCUGCUGCUGCUGCUGCUGCUCUGCACAUGGAGAGGGCAGCGUUUGACGUGGAGGCCGAUCUGAGGAGAAUCUUUGGGCGGGAAAUCUCCAGGACGGCGAGAUCAGCUGGGCGAGGAUCGCUGCGCUCUCGCCGUCACUGGCUGGUUCCUCAGGUGUCUAUACAGCCGAUGGUAUGCGAGUGGUUGCGUAUGCGUGUAAUAGAAGACAACAUAUCGGGUCAUUUUUAUUUUUGUGUGGAGUAUACUGAGGCGUACGAGCGGGCUUACCCUUUGUUUAUAUCGGCGGUUCAGUCUUUUGACUUGCUGCAGCUGCAGCUGUUCUGUAGAGAGCACCGCCACCACCCCGAAGCUCUUUUGUAUCUCUCGCAGGCGCUGGCUGCUGCUGACCGCCGCGAGGAGUCUUUUGCUGUUCUAUCGGAUGCAGGUCUAGGGUUUACGGUUGAAGGACAUUGGUUUGUUGUUUAA